Daphnia carinata is the source of this 2951-nucleotide messenger RNA. RefSeq lists its product as uncharacterized. The transcript has 10 exons. The record is from RefSeq and is a predicted model, not a curated record. Gene Ontology annotation, molecular function: ATPase inhibitor activity; protein-folding chaperone binding. The coding region runs from base 187 to 2661 and encodes 824 amino acids. Gene Ontology annotation, cellular component: cytoplasm. NCBI's taxonomy places the organism in Eukaryota, Metazoa, Arthropoda, Branchiopoda, Diplostraca, Daphniidae.
CGUCUGCAGAUCGGCUUGAAAAGGAAAACACUCUCACUGUGUCCGCCUUUCCGUUUCAUUUGCCUUACAUUUUAGUUUUUUGAGUUUCACAUUCUCCCUCUCUGUAGUGUGCAAUUGCAAAUCAUGUAGGAAGGAACUGACCUUAAAGAUUCCGAGCACACAUUCUCGUAAAUUUCUUCCGAUGUCAUGGCUUUAAUCAACAAACUUAUUCCUAGACAAUUUCGGAAUAGUUCGUCCUUGAACAGUAAAUCCGACACAUGUUUGUUGACUAAGAAACAGGGUGGAAAGCCGCGCGGCGUUCUCUUGGAGGCAGUAAAAAAUCAGAGAAAUUCCGAGAAAAUCUGCACAAAUGGAGACAGUAUUGGCUCUAAUCAACCGCAAACUUCCGCUCGUGUUCGAUUGUUGCUCUUCCGUGAGUGCGAAGUCCGUGGCCGGCGACUGAUCUUUGAUUCAGGGGGCGGAGGUGGACCGUGGCAUCAGUUCAAGGAUGAAUUUCAAGAACUCCAACUAAUGAAAGACAUGGUUUUCGGUUCGGCAACUCUAAAAUACUCAGGGGAUAAUUUUCGUGUCCACGAUUUCACGCCUGUAUCAUGGAAAGGUUAUGAAAUAAUGCUCAGCAAGGUUUUCCUCAUUCCACCGUUAGCCCAGCAACCGUCGAGGAUUGUAAAUAGAAACAAAAUGUCAGCCAACACUGUGAAUGAAGCAGACAAAUUGGCGAAUGCCCCCAAAGAUAGUGGCUACGUCGAGACAUGGGCGGAAGGAGGCGGUAGCAACAACAGCGCGUGUUGGAGCAGUGGGAUCAGCUUGGCAACGAGCGGAGGCUCUUCGCGAACGAGUUUUGCUUCAGGCUCUUUGGUCAUCCCGCGCAUCGCAUCCGGUCGCAAAACAGUAUCCGAUUCGUUGCUAAAUAAUAGCAACCAGGGCUCAUCGCAUGACCACCAACCGCAAAAUCGUAACCACAAAACUCGGCUGGCCAUGGCCCUCCUUUUUCCACCCACCGAAGAGCUUAAAGAAAUUUCGACACGUGAAGUCGUCUUUGGUCCGAAUGCCUCUCUCGUAGAGCAUUUCGUCCAGCGUUUACAGCUGGGCGUUUUAAGAGCUUAUGCUAGUCGCACAAACUUCCACAAUUUUAUUCAAGAGGCCAUCAGUCAAUUCGAGAAAGACAUGGCUCGUUUAGUGAACGCUUGGAAAUGCACAGCAAUUCCUACCUGCUCCAUGGCCCUGGAUGCCGAUUCAUCUGCCAUUUGCAAUCGCCAGCAAAUGGCCCAGCGCUUUAUGACCAACUGGGAAUCGAUCGUCACCGAGACCGACACAAAAUUGACUCGCUUUUUCUGGAGCUCGUUACUCUCGGCUUUGCUCACGUACCACGUCAAUUGGCUGUAUUCCUUUGUCACGGAGCCUGCAGAGUUUUUCGAUUGCGGCACCCGCGUGCUCGUCUUGAGCAAGGACAGCAACCUGGCGCGAAGACUCCUCAACGUUCUGGGCUAUUUUGUCAGAGUGAGCGCUCCGGCAGUCCAUCAGCCGGGGGAGGUGACAUUAGCCGAUCAUUCCCCUAGGCUGAAUGGCAAUAGCCCGAAAUUACCAGCAGAAGAGUGUUCCACCGAAUGUCCGACGCAAAUUUGCCAUUCAAAAAGCAUGUUCCAGCUGGGAUAUGCGGAUGGUGCUUCCAACUCAUCUCCGGACAUGUUACGGAUGAGGAGAAAUGGUUCCAGUUCCCUGGAAAGACGUACAACCCUUGAACAAUUGCCCCACCGCCGAAGUAGCCAGCAGCUGGAAAACACUCGCUAUCUCAGGAAUUACUACGAUGUGCGCUUCCAGCUCUCGCCGGACACUAUCGCCAAGCGUGAUCCCACCAAAGCUUUUGCCAAUCUUAUCUCCUCUAUCGCCAAAAACGGGUUCCACGAGUUUUACACGGAAGAAUUAGCCACAACGCCCGAGAACAACAAGCCUGUCUCGUGCGCUUUCUUUGUUGGCAGUAUUCCGGAUAAAACCAGUUCACAUGAAGAAUCUCCUUCCCUGACGGGCAAUGAGCCAGGAGGAAACUCUACUGCCACCUCAGUGCGACCUGUUCAAGUACAAAUGCCGAGUGUGUCUGCCAAAAUCCCAGUCAACGAACAAACACGUCCGCCAUCGUGGAAUUGGAUGUACGGUACGGAAUUGCAGGACGAGUAUCAAGCUGGAAAAACGCUCCAGUCUUGUGAUCCCAGCCAAAAGGAUUGGCUGAGCAAUUUGCAACUUGAUCUGCGAGCUGCUUCAGCCCGCCGGAAAAGCGUCCACUGCAUCGUGGCCAACACGGACACCUGGGAAGUUCAAGUGUUGACCUGCGUCGAAGAAGAAGUUAUUCCUCCACGUACGAAACAAUAUUGGGUGCCCGUAACCAUGUCUGGACAAGUGGCUGCACUGGUCGAAUCCACCCAACUGCUUUGGUUAAUGAUGCGCGAUGCAGAGCAGUGCCUGGAUCAUAUUGAAAGCCGUUUGCGCUUCCUGUGCCAAAAGAGCGAAGACCUUGGUGCCUUGCUCUCGACGUCAAUCCAAUCGUGGAACAUUGACCGUGUAAGUCGCCUUCUGGAUAUCGAAAAUCAAGAUCUUCCAUUGUUGAUGGCCGCAUGUUCCGUACACAGCCCGGCUGUGAACUCCAUGGGUGGCGUGACGAUAUUGUGAUUGAGGACUGUUGUGUUUGUUGGCUAGUUGGUUUUUUCCCCCUUUUUUUUCAUUUCUUUUUUUUUUUGAUGAGUGUGUUUAAUGUUACCCGCCUCUCAAAAUUUUCCAUUUUUCGUCGAUUUAUCAAUUUGAGCUGAUUUAUUCUAUUCUUUGAGUCGGUAACAUUGAGCUUGUUUCGGUGUUUCAUUUUCAUUCUUGCCUUGGAAUUUAUCUGUGAGAAAGUUACUGAUCAUGAAGUGUGCGCGCGUCCGUGUAGCAACAAAAUAUAAAUCAAAGUUUAUUUUCCCAAA